UUUGGUGUCCUGGGGUCUAUCUCUGCGGUUGCAGUAGCCUGACUUGGCGGGAGGGGCGGCCCCGUGUUGGGGGGUCGUGCCUCCUGGUGUGGCCCUGGGACGUCAGUCCUGGAGGCAAGGGUCACUCGAGUUGUGGAGAAAACUAUGAACAUAUCAGAGAACGUGCCCUCGACUGGGUCCCCGCUAGUAUCUCAGGUUCAUGCCGCCGCAGUUAAUGGAGACAAAGGUGCCCUUCAGAGACUCGUUGCUGGAAACCCUGCUCUUAAGGACAAAGAAGACCAGUUUGGGAGAACACCACUUAUGUACUGCGUGCUGGCAGACAGACUAGACUGUGCAGAUGCUCUUCUCAAAGCAGGAGCAGAUGUCAACAAAGCUGACCAUAGCCGGAGAACAGCACUCCACCUUGCAGCUCAAAAGGGAAACUAUCGCUUUAUGAAGCUCUUGCUUACACGCAGAGCAAACUGGAUGCAGAAGGAUCUAGAAGAGAUGACGCCUUUGCACCUGAGCACCCGGCACAGGAGCCCCAAGUGUCUAGCUCUUCUGCUGAAGUUUAUGGCCCCUGGGGAGGUGGACACACAGGACAAAAACAAGCAAACAGCUCUGCACUGGAGUGCCUACUACAACAACCCCGAGCACGCGAAGCUGCUCGUCAAACACGACUCCAACAUCGGGAUUCCCGACGUGGAAGGCAAGAUCCCACUCCACUGGGCGGCCAACCAUAAAGACCCGAGCGCCGUGCACACAGUGAAGUGCAUCUUGGCAGCUGCCCCAACGGAGUCCUUACUGAACUGGCAAGACUAUGAAGGCCGCACACCUCUUCACUUCGCAGUCGCUGAUGGAAACCUAACAGUGGUGGAUGUCUUGACCUCCUAUGAAAGCUGCAACAUAACAUCUUAUGAUAACUUAUUUCGAACCCCACUUCACUGGGCAGCCUUAUUAGGCCAUGCACAGAUUGUCCAUCUCCUUCUGGAAAGGAACAAGGCCGGAACUAUCCCUUCUGACAGCCAAGGAGCGACACCCUUGCACUACGCAGCUCAGAGCAACUUUGCUGAAACAGUUGAAGUGUUCUUAAAGCAUCCGUCAGUGAAAGAUGAUGCUGACCUAGAAGGAAGAACGUCCUUCAUGUGGGCAGCAGGGAAAGGCAGCGAUGACGUGCUCAGGACUAUGCUGAGCUUAAAAUCUGACAUCGACAUUAACAUGGCAGACAAGUACGGAGGCACAGCUCUACAUGCCGCCGCCCUUUCCGGCCACGUCAGCACUGUGAAGCUGCUAUUGGACAAUUAUGCUCAAGUAGAUGCUACUGACGUCAUGAAGCAUACGCCGCUGUUCCGAGCCUGUGAGAUGGGGCACAGAGACGUGAUUCAGACGCUUAUUAAAGGUGGAGCGCGGGUAGAUCUGGUUGACCAGGAUGGACAUUCACUUCUACACUGGGCCGCACUGGGGGGAAAUGCCGACGUCUGCCAGAUCCUGAUAGAAAAUAAGAUCAACCCAAACGUGCAGGAUUAUGCGGGAAGAACACCGCUUCAGUGCGCAGCAUACGGAGGGUACAUCAACUGUAUGGCUGUGCUCAUGGAAAACAACGCAGACCCCAACAUCCAAGACAAAGAGGGACGAACAGCUUUGCACUGGUCCUGUAAUAACGGAUACCUCGAUGCCAUUAAAUUACUGCUGGACUUUGCUGCUUUCCCUAAUCAGAUGGAGAACAAUGAGGAGAGGUACACGCCCCUUGAUUAUGCAUUGCUUGGCGAGCGCCACGAGGUGAUCCAGUUCCUGCUGGAACAUGGUGCCCUGUCUAUUGCAGCCAUACAAGACAUCGCUGCCUUCAAAAUCCAAGCAGUCUACAAAGGGUACAAGGUCAGAAAAGCCUUCCGAGACCGGAAGAACCUCCUCAUGAAGCAUGAGCAGCUGAGAAAAGACGCUGCAGCCAAAAAACAACGGGAGGAGGAAAAGAAGCGGAAGGAAGCUGAACAGCAAAAAGGACUGCUGAGCACAGACCCCCCAAAACCCGAAGGCCCCCCUUGCCCACUCAGCUCCCAGAAUGAGCCCAGCAAGCAGAGUCCUGGCAAGCAGCCACCUGCUAGCCACAAGGUCCAGAGCCCUGACCCAGAACCCAGCAGGUCUGCAGGCCAAUGUCCAGGCAGAGCCUCCCACAAGGACUGUUCCUCAGACCUUCAACGAACAGCCUCCAGGCAGCCAAAUGAAACACCCAAGGAACACUGCAGAGGCCCCUCUGCUUGUUCACACCUCAGAUCCUGUGAAGGUGGUGAUGGCUGCAGGCGUCAGGGAGCAUCCUCUGUGGAGAAGUGCAGAGGUGAGACCAAUGGUGAGCACCAGAGGUGUGAGGAGGGGCCAAGCAGAGGCAGGCAGCCCUUGUCCAUUGGGUCAGCCCGGCCUGCUGAGAAAGGAGAGUAUUCUAGCCCUGCAGUUGCAAGUGCUUCCCAGCAGGACAGUCCCAGGAAGACCAGCAGGAAGCAGGACAAGGCACCCAGGCCCAGAGGUGCUUCCCAGAAAAGGUGCACCCACCAGCUCAAAGACAGGUGCUCUCCAGCAGGGUCCAGCAGGCCUGGCAGUGCCAAGGGGGAAGUUGCCUGUGCCGAACAAAGUUCUCUCCACCAUCGCACACCAAGGAACAAGGUGGCCCAAGACAAGCUUAGAGGAGGGGUCUCCUCAGAUUUGCCACUCAGCACAGAAGAGUUGAAAUCAGGACACAAGAAGCUGUGUGAGGACAUCUGGGCAUCUCCAGAGAAUGAUGUGGCUCAUGGCCCCUCAUCCGGACAGAGUGUGAAUAUUCACCUUCUUCCUGUAGAGCAGCGAUUGCAGAUAAUCCAAAGGGAACGAAGCAGGAAAGAGCUGUUUCGCAGAAAGAACAAGGCAGCAGCAGUCAUCCAGCGAGCUUGGCGAAGCUACCAACUCAGGAAGCACCUAUCUCGGCUUCUGCAUUUGAAGCAGCUUGGAGCUGGAGAUGUGUUCAGAUGUACCCGAGUGUGCACAGCCCUACUCCUCCAGGUUUGGAGGAAAGAACUGGACCUCAAGUUCCCAAAGUCCACCUCAGUAAGCAGAACGUCCAAGAGUCUGCCCAAAGGCAUGUCGGCCACAAAGUCUGCCAGGCACUCAGUGCUCAGGCAGAUCUAUGGUUGUUCUCAAGAAGGUAAAGUGCAUCAUCCUAUCAAAACUUCCAAAGUCCCUCCUGUGCUGCGUCUCAGUUCAGUGAGCAGUUUGCAGUCUGUACAUCUUGACAACAGUGGAAGAUCAAAAAAGUUUUCUUACAACCUGCAACCAGCCAGUCAAUCAAAAAACAAGCCAAAGCUCUAACCCCGGAAGAAGACUAGAACCAGUGUGGAGUUCGGCAAGUCCUUGUAAACUGUCUCCUACUCAUGACAAAGCUCUGCUGUCUGGAUCUAAAGCCUUAUUACCCAGCAUGUGGUAGCAACUCCUAGACAGUGUUCAAAUGCCUCCUCCUGGCUUCUCCUCCUCAGCACUGAAACGAGCCAAGCAGCCUGUUUGUAUGACGGCCUCGCUGUGGGCCUCACCUUGGUCAGCAGGGCUGGAGAUGAGAGCUGGCAUGCCCGUCAGUGUACUAACAACACCUGCACUAAAGGAGCGGUUGGGCUGGGAUCUCUGAUAGCUAACUGGCACAGGCCUAGUUUUUUCACUCUAGAGAAACUACCUAAAUGAGACUGGAAACCUGUGCCACAGCAACCACCUUCAACUCCUUACCUGCCUAGAAAGUACUGUGCUUAAUAUCACAAGAGACAUUUUAAAUUUAGAUCAAAAUCCUAGUAUUUGCAUUGAGAAAG
This is a messenger RNA of Acomys russatus (golden spiny mouse), 3797 nucleotides long. It is a transcript of the gene Invs, whose product is annotated as inversin. Gene Ontology annotation, cellular component: ciliary inversin compartment. Bases 145 to 3312 code for a protein of 1055 amino acids. The transcript has 17 exons. Gene Ontology annotation, biological process: protein localization to ciliary inversin compartment. Gene Ontology annotation, molecular function: protein binding. Lineage: Eukaryota; Metazoa; Chordata; Mammalia; Rodentia; Muridae. The record is from RefSeq and is a predicted model, not a curated record.